Messenger RNA from Nanorana parkeri, 1077 nucleotides. It is a transcript of the gene SNAPC2, whose product is annotated as small nuclear RNA activating complex polypeptide 2. The transcript has 5 exons. NCBI's taxonomy places the organism in Eukaryota, Metazoa, Chordata, Amphibia, Anura, Dicroglossidae. Gene Ontology annotation, cellular component: nuclear body. The record is from RefSeq and is a predicted model, not a curated record. Gene Ontology annotation, biological process: snRNA transcription. The coding region runs from base 1 to 1077 and encodes 358 amino acids. Gene Ontology annotation, molecular function: RNA polymerase II general transcription initiation factor activity.
AUGAAACCGCCCGUGCGCAGACGCACUGCCCCCGUGCGCUUUGAGGUGUUGGACACUCAGCCUGUGCGUUCGGCCCCGAUACGCCUGGCAUGGACGACCAGGGAAAAGGUCGAGCUUCUGAGAGGUCUUAAGGCCCAGAUGGACCAAAAAGUCCCUGACCCCCCUGUCCAGGGGCGGAGUCAGUUGGAGGUGUCCUCGUAUAUCGCUUGGUUGCGCGGCCGAGCUGCCCGGGAGGCCGUCCAGACCAUUUAUGAGGAAUGGGUACAGGAAAGGAAGGCCCAGGAGGCCGAAACCCCGGCGCCCAUUGAGUUAUGGACGGAUUUAGUGUGCCGAAUGUCCAGCCCAGCAGAGGAAGCCGUCACCGCAGCCUUCUCCCAGAUGUUGACGAUCGCAUCCACGGAGCCAGGGACUCUCCGGCAUUCCAUACCCAGUAAAGAGCCCCGGAAGCGUGCUUCCCGCUCCAGCAGCGCUGCCAAGAAGAGCUUACAGCUGAAAGUGGCCUCAGGGGAGGAGCCUGGGGCCUCAGGGAAGGAGCCUGGGGCCUCAGGGAAGGAGCCUGGGGCCUCAGGGAAGGGACCUGAUGCCUCAGGGGAGGAGCCUGGGGCCUCAGGGAAGGAACCUGAUGCCUCCGAGGAGGUGCCUGCACCAUUGGAGGAGAGGUCUACACCACUGGGGGAGAAGCCUGCUCCUUCAGAGGAGGAGCCAGCGGCCGUUGAGUCAGCUAAUGAUCGAUGGAAGAAGCUGGAGUUUGACAAGAUCUAUAAAUACCUUUCCAAAGCAGCCACGGGGGAGGCCCUUCCGAAGCUGUCUGAAUGUGAAUCAGCAGUCGUCCUUCAUCUCCUUCACUGCAUCCCAGACCAGCUGCAGACCCUGGAUGCUAAGCCGUUGGGCGUCUAUCUGCGUAAAACCUACGCGUACGUGGAUUCACCAGCCAAAUCAGAGAGCUCGGAGCAGGAAGAGACGUCAUCAGACUCGCAGACGGUGAACCAGAACGAAUUGGGCUUUUGCCCCUUAAACCCGUUUCUGCUGCCUCUUGAACUUCUGAAAUCUAAAGAGAAAAAGGUGGCACCUUCCUGA